Molecule: messenger RNA, 1302 nt
Organism: Penicillium daleae
Lineage: Eukaryota; Fungi; Ascomycota; Eurotiomycetes; Eurotiales; Aspergillaceae
Product: NADH kinase POS5
Exons: 3
Coding region: 1-1302 (433 amino acids)
Biological process (GO): NADP+ biosynthetic process; NAD+ metabolic process
Molecular function (GO): NAD+ kinase activity
Source: RefSeq, a predicted model, not a curated record
AUGCAGUGCGCCUCCUCUCACCGGAUUCCGGGGCAGUUCCUGCGGCGCUGCUUCUCGUCCUCCGCACCGCGUCGGGAAAUUCGCGACGUCAGUGCUUUACCGCAGCGCCUAAUUCCAAAAUACCGAGAAAACCGAGGCGAGCUUCUGACUCUACAAUGGCCGGCACCACCGCGGAAUGUCCUGCUGGUGCGGAAAGACUGCGCUCCAGCAGUUACGGACUCGCUGAUUGAAUUUGUCAAUCAUAUCACAACGACAUACCCCUCCAUCGCCGUCAUCCUCGAAUCCAAGACUGCCGCCGAAGUCCACGAGUCACUCUCCUACCCAGUCUACACAGCCUGCUUGGAGGAUAAACCAACGGCAUUCCACGACAAGGUGGAUCUGGCAGUCACUUUGGGUGGGGAUGGUACGAUCUUGCAUGCAUCGUCCCUGUUCGCUACCUGCCCAAAUGUCCCCCCAGUUCUGUCCUUUAGCAUGGGCACCCUGGGUUUCUUGAGCGAGUGGAAGUUCUCCGAGUUCAAGCGAGCCUUUCGAGAAGUUUACAUGUCUGGCGCUGGCGCCGGAGAUCGUACGCCUGUUCUCGAGACUCAUCCACCGGUAUCGGACAAAGCUACUGGGUUGGAGACUCCCGAGUCAUCGUUGGGUCCUACAGGGUGGUCAUCUAUACGCGGGCAGUCAAUGGGUGCAACUCGUGGGGCUCCGAUCCUCAUGCGUAACCGUUUGAAAGUCGGUCUUUUCACGGCUGACGGCCAAGAAACCACUCCAGUCCGGGGCAAGACAGACCAUGGCCAGGGUGUGUACGUGAUGAACGAGCUGCUCAUCCAUCGCGGUAAAGAACCUCAUCUGGCGAUCGUGGACAUCUUCGUGGGUGGCCGAUAUUUGACCGAGGCCGUGGUGGAUGGAAUUAUCAUCUCGACCCCGACAGGGAGUACAGCAUACAGCCUCAGCAGCGGCGGGAGUAUCGUGCAUCCCCUAGUCCCCUCCGUGCUCCUAACUCCGAUCUGCGCGAGAAGUCUCAGCUUCCGACCUCUCGUUCUCCCUUUCAGCACACCGAUCACCAUGCGACUCAGUGAGAAGAACCGUGGUCGAGAACUAGAAGUCAGCCUGGACGGUGUCAACCUCGGCCAAGGCAUGGCCGUUGGUAUGGAGGCUCGCGUGUGGAACGAGGAGAUGAGGCAUGGCGAGAAUGAAUGGCAGGGUGGAGUGCCAAGUGUCAUGCGGAGACGCAUGGGUGGUGAAGCUCACGAAGGUUGGGUAGGUGGUUUGAAUGGCCUGCUCAAGUUUAACUACCCCUUCGGUGAGUGA